AUGGAUUCAUUGGGCAAUAUUGAUAAAACUGGCUCCGGUGCAACCAGUUCAUUUACACGUCUUGGAAUGUAUACUCAACAUUUACUUGAUCCUUUAUUUUUUCUUCGAAUUUUUCUUGUACAAGGUUAUUAUAUCAUUGCUUAUGGUCUUGGAAUAUUUUUACUUAAUCAAUUUAUUCUUUUUUUAACACCAAAACAAGAUCCAUCAUUACGUGAUAUAGAUGAUGACGAAGGUGAACAUGUACCACGUUUACCAACACGUUCAACAGAUGAAUUUCGACCAUUUAUGCGUCGUUUACCAGAAUUUAAAUUUUGGUAUACAUCAUUUAAAUCAUUAAUUAUAAGUUUAUUUUUAACAUUAUUUCCAAUAUUUGAUAUACCAGUAUUCUGGCCUGUACUUGUCAUCUAUUUCUUUACAUUAUUCUUUUUAACUAUGAGACAACGUAUAGCACAUAUGAUACAAUAUAAAUAUGUUCCAUUUUCACAUGGAAAAGUUAAAUAUGCUGGAAAAAAUGAAGGACCUCCAGGUGGAGCACCAGGAAUUAAGAUAUCAUCAUAUUGA
This is a messenger RNA of Rotaria sordida, 561 nucleotides long. Lineage: Eukaryota; Metazoa; Rotifera; Eurotatoria; Philodinida; Philodinidae. The record is from the annotation of a GenBank genome assembly.